GGUUCACUCAUCCAAAUCAGAGGAGCAAGACUUGUGUGGAGUAGAACAUGUCCUGUUGAUGCUUCCUUCAUCAGCUUGUGCAGUGCUGCUCUGGUAUCCAAUUACACAUCUGUAUUCAAAGAAAAACACUUUAUUGUGAAAGCAUCUUCACUAACGUGACUCUUACGACUACGUGAGAAGCAGCCAGCAGCAGGUCUUCUGAGCUUUGAUUCUCAUUCAUAGUGAGCUUCUAACCCGAUGAAUCAAGUGCUCUGGGUAGAAAAGCAAUUGCAGGCACUUCCAGCACGGGGCUGGCAAGCCGAGGGGAGAGGAGCACUGGCGAAGCCCGGCAUGACGCUGCCGGCAUGGGGAAAUUGAGAGGCAACUUUUAAUUUGAAGGAAGUUCAGCUCACGAAGGAGGUGCUGCCGAGAUCCUCGGGUCCGGGAGUUGCUCUGCCGAAGCAGCAGAGGGAUUGUAAAACGUUUCAGCUUGCAGAGGCCUUGCUGCUGUCUCCCUCUUCUCUUGCCAUAAGCGUCGUGUCUGGCUGGCAGCUGGGAAGAGGAAAAGUUGGCUGCUGUUAUCUGCCACCUGAUUUCCAUGAAUUCCAGCAUUAUACAGUUUGUCUCCUACAGCUUGCUCUACUGAUGAAUCACGGGUCUGUAUCAAUAAAUCCAGCUUUAUGCAGAGCUUUGAAACAGGGAGAACUCCAGUCUAUAAGUACUUUUCAAAAUAGAAAGAAGAAUGCCAACACGAAAAUGAAGUGAACCAUUUCCUAUAUUUGCCACAGCACCUGGAUGCUCAUAUCGGAUGGACAGAGACAGGGACUUGCCUCUCACCAAACUGCUUCCUCGGACAAGAUGAAGCCAAGGAGGAGCUUUCUGACACGCUGGAGUCGCAGUGACUGCUGCCCAGUUUAAAAUUGAUGUCAGACUGUGCCCCAGCUGCCUGGCAAGAUGAAAGAAGUGGUGUCGUGGUCACCCGAGGAGGUGACGAAUUGGCUAACGGAAAAUGCUGUGCCGGAGUAUUGUGAGCCAUUGAAGAGCUUCACGGGGCAGGAUUUGAUCAACCUCACGGAGGAGGAUUUUAAGAAGACGCCUCUCUCCCGGGUGUCUUCCGACAGUGGACAGCGGCUAUUGCACAUGAUUGAAACUUUAAAAAUGGCUCACCACAUCGAGGCUCACAAAAACGGGCAUGUCAACGGGCACAUCUGUGUCAGCAUGAGCAACACCACGCGUGAGAAUGGCUUUAGCAGUAAAAUGAAGCUGAAUGGGAUGCCAAAUGGUUAUAAGAAGGAGAUGAUAAGGAUCCCCAUGCCAGAGCCAGAGCGCUCACAGUAUCCUAUGGAAUGGGGCAAGACUUUCCUGGCUUUUAUUUAUGCACUUUUUUGUUUCAUCUUUACCACAGUGACUAUCUCAGUUGUUCAUGAACGAGUGCCUCCCAAGGAGGUGCAGCCUCCCCUACCAGAUGCAUUUUUUGAUCGCUUUGAUCGGGUGCAAUGGGCUUUUUCUAUUUGUGAAAUCAACGGCAUGAUCCUUGUAGGACUGUGGUUUAUUCAGUGGCUGCUCUUAAAAUACAAGUCUAUAAUUAGCAGAAGAUUUUUCUGUAUAGUUGGCACACUAUACCUGUAUCGGUGUAUUACAAUGUAUGUGACUACACUCCCAGUACCUGGCAUGCAUUUCAAGUGUUCUCCAAAGCUUUUUGGAGACUGGGAAUCUCAUCUGCGAAGGAUAAUGAAGCUGAUUGCUGGCGGAGGAUUGUCCAUCACAGGAUCCCACAACAUGUGCGGCGACUAUCUGUACAGCGGUCACACUGUCAUAUUAACUCUUACAUACUUAUUUAUCAAAGAGUAUUCCCCACGGCGACUCUGGUGGUAUCACUGGCUUUGCUGGGCACUCAGCAUGGUUGGGAUGUUCUGCAUCCUCCUUGCUCAUGACCACUACACUGUGGACGUGGUGGUGGCUUACUACAUCACUACAAGACUUUUCUGGUGGUAUCAUACAAUGGCCAACCAGCAAGUGCUAAAAGAAGCUUCCCAAACUAACCUCCUUGCAAGGGUCUGGUGGUACAAGCCCUUCCAGUACUUUGAAAAGAAUGUCCAAGGAAUUGUACCUCGCUCCUACCACUGGCCCUUCCCCUGGCCGGUGCUGCACCGGAGCAGGCAGGUGAAAUACAGCCGCCUGGUGAAUGACACAUAACAGCGUGUCGACGGACAAAAUGGGGGGGAAAGGACCUGUCCCAAGUGCUAAGAACUCCGUACGAGAAGAUGCCAUAAAAAAAAUCAACCCCUCCCUAACCCUUUCUUUUAACAGUUCCCUUGACUUAACCUAUUCAGUUACCUGGUAAGCACUGUGAUCUUUUUUUCUCUCCAAAGGAUCUGCGUUGGACAACAAUAAAGAAAAUUUAACUUAU
Harpia harpyja (harpy eagle) is the source of this 2389-nucleotide messenger RNA. It is a transcript of the gene SGMS1, whose product is annotated as sphingomyelin synthase 1. Gene Ontology annotation, cellular component: endoplasmic reticulum membrane; Golgi membrane. Bases 934 to 2175 code for a protein of 413 amino acids. Lineage: Eukaryota; Metazoa; Chordata; Aves; Accipitriformes; Accipitridae. The transcript is spliced from 9 exons. Gene Ontology annotation, biological process: sphingomyelin biosynthetic process; ceramide biosynthetic process. Gene Ontology annotation, molecular function: ceramide cholinephosphotransferase activity; protein binding; sphingomyelin synthase activity. The record is from RefSeq and is a predicted model, not a curated record.